AGACUCUGCCGUUGGUGGCCCCCAAUCCAGGCUAGGCCCCUGUGCCCACAGAACCCGCCUUCCCAGGCCAAUAACUUCCCCAAUCAAGGCACUGACCUUUCAGUGUGUCCAGCCCAGAGAGGCUGAGCAGGGUCAGCUUUAACUUCUGACUCCCUCUCCGCAAAGGCCUCCCGAUUCUCUUCUCCUCCACCAACAGGGACAGGGUGGGUGGCAUGGCGUGGGAAGGCCUGCGCCUGCUCAUGCACCCUGUGGCCCUGGUGCUGCUGGUCCCAGGCUCCUGGGGACUGACGGUCACACCUGAGGAGCUUCGUGAAGUGGUGGGAGGGACCCUGUUGGUGCAGUGCUGGUCCUCGCCCCAGGAAGGACCCUACGUGCAGAAGACCUGGUGUCGGCAGAGGUCUCCUGGCAGGUGCACCAGGCUGGUCACCACCUCCCAGCCUCUGACAGCCGUUGAAAAUGCUCAACACACAAUCUGGGACCACCCCAAGGCUGGCUUCUUCAUCGUCACCAUGACUCAGUUGAGGGAGGAAGACUUGGGCAUCUACUUGUGUGGAAGCUUCAACUCGUCCCAGAACCUGAUCAACACCUUCAGAAACAUCACCCUGGUGGUGUCUCCAGCCUCAGUCUCCUCUGUGGGGACUAUAACCUGGCUCCCAACAAUGACAGCUCUGAUCACUUCUCCGGAGGGAACCUCCAGCCCUUCCGUCAAUGGCUCUGAGCAGGGGGAGUCAGGCUCUUCCUCCUUCCCGGGCCCUGCGUCCCCUGAGCUCCUGCUCUCAGUGCAGUAUGGACUCCUCCUGGCCAAGGGCCUGGUGCUCUUCAUCCUGUGUGUGCUCCUGAGCUUCUGGCGACCCCGGGGUCGUAGGACAUGGCUGGGACAGUAAUGAUGGGGGUCUCUGAUUCUGCUAGCACAGCCCAGGCCCCAGAACUUUGGGUCCAUUCAGCCACAUCUCUGGAUACAGGAACAAUACCUAUUCCCUUCCCCUGGCCCCCUACUGGACACUCCCAUGAGCAUUGAACACCACAGCUCUGUGAGAAAAAGCCAGCAGGAGAAAACUUCCAGUAGCUGAAUUCAUCAGGGGUGACCCUCACCUUGGAUUUGAGCACUUUACGAUCCAUUUUCCUGGCUCUGACCUCCCUCCAAGCUGACCAACCAUGGGAAGUUUAUCUGCAUCCCACUCUGUGCAAGGCCCAGCUGAGAUCUUCCCCUACUCCACACGGGCUCCUCCUCUCCCAGGACUCCCUCCUUCAGUCUCCUUGCCCAGCUGGGCAUCAGGAUCCUUUGUGGACUCUGUUACUGGGAGAGCUGUUUGCUUCCUCGGGACCUUGGAUCAAACCCUUGGGUUGAAAUGUCUCGUGGCGACUGAGCAAGAUGGCACACCUGUCUCCCUUGGCUUCCUCUCCUCUCACCCAGGUAUCUUAAAUGAGAUAAAAUGACUUAAAUAUAAAUCAUAAAAUUGAAACUUCAAAGGCUGGGAUCUGCAGACUGGAAACUGAAGAAGUCCUAGAAGGUGAAAAAAAAACUCAGACGCAAUUAAAAUGCCCCAAAUCUCCCCCAAUGGGAGCCCAAAUAUUCAUCCACAAAGAAGAUCUGGCCACCAGGGUCUGAUAUUCUGUUGUUGGUCCUGUGAGGAAUUCUCGUAGCCUGAAAGAGAAAACCAAGCCCUACAAACAAGAUACCAUCCAUAGAACAACACAAGGCCAGCGUCAUAGUUCAAACAUUUAACAUGCAGCACAGCCUGGGCACUGGCCACUCAGAAUGGGUGUCCUCCAUGAACAGCUACUGCAUACUACCUGAAUGCCAGCCAUGGACAAGGACACCAUCCAGAGAGCACAGAAUAUGAAACACAAUGCAUCUCCUUUUCCUUCUGUUUUGGGGUGUCAAGUAUAGAAGUUUCCUCAUCUGUAGCUUGGCUCACACCACAUGACCAUCACCUAUCUGUGCAGACACCAUUUUUGCUUCAUUUGUUUAAUUUAGUCUUUUUACCCCUUUUCCUAUUUCACCUGCCUCCCCACCAAGGCAACCCCUCUGAUGCAUUUGGGAUGGAAACUUGAUUUUGAAUGCAUGUAAAAUAUGCAGUAUUUUUUUUUUCCUGUGACUGUAUUUUUUAACUUGCACAAAAGCAAUUGUGUUACUCCCU
Molecule: messenger RNA, 2141 nt
Organism: Marmota flaviventris (yellow-bellied marmot)
Lineage: Eukaryota; Metazoa; Chordata; Mammalia; Rodentia; Sciuridae
Product: trem-like transcript 4 protein
Biological process (GO): positive regulation of toll-like receptor 7 signaling pathway
Cellular component (GO): cell surface
Molecular function (GO): signaling receptor activity
Source: RefSeq, a predicted model, not a curated record